CAUAUUUACGAGAAAACAUAUCACUUCUUGUCUCUGAAAACCGGAAUCCUUAAAUUAAAAAAAAAAAAAGUCUUCAAUGGCUCUGCAGGAGCAAGUGUUCAUCAACUUCCGCGGCAAAAACUGUCGGUAUGGCUUCGUAAGCUAUCUCAAGGACGAGCUGAAAGACAACAACAUCAACGUGUUCACGGACGAGGAUGCUCGAUACAUCAGGAAGUCGAAGAUCGCGCUCGUUGUCUUCUCCAAGCAUUACGCAGAUUCAUACUGGUGCUUGGACGAGCUCGUGGAGAUCAAGAAAUGCAUGGAGGUGGAGAAAUUGCAUGCGAUCCCUAUAUUCUACAAGGUCAAGGCUGCCCACGUGAAGAAACAGUCUGGCAAAUUCGGCGAGAAUUUUCUGAAGCUGGAGAACGAUUUGCUCGGUGAACUUCAGGGGAAUGCGAGGAAACGUGCAAACUCUAGAAUCAAGAGAUGGAGGAAAUCUUUGGUCCGUGUGGCGGGAAACAUUGGCUUGACCUACGAAAAGAAGAGCUCAGAGAAAGAUUUCGUUCAAAAGAUCGUCGUUGAGGUUAAGAGAGCGUUCGCCAAAAUCUCGUCAGAGGAGAGAAAGAACUACUCUUCCCCCAUUCCAUCCCUAGAGAAGGAAAAAACCCAUCUGUUUCACGGACAGGAACCACAAAACCCUAUUGUGUUCGACGUCAACCAGUUAGGGAAGCUGUUCCACCUGUCGAGACCGUUGGAGGCUCUAAGUCUUGAAAGAUGGAAUCCUGAAAGCCGAACACUUUUCCCCGGUCUGCUCUCGUCGAUGCAGGACAGGAACAGCCUCGGGUUUCUUACAGGACAAUUCAGUAUGAACCCUGUUGAACACCUAAACCUGAAUAACCACUCAUUCUUUCCGCAGUUUCAGCCAAAUCUUCAGGGGCUACAACCGCACAGCCCGUUUGAUUCGGUCCAAAAAGCCACAAACUGGCUUGCCCUUCUAAAGCUGACCGAGCAGACUUAUCCCGCGUUGGUUUUCAUGAACUGGGACAAAAUGGAUCAAACCGUGAAGAACAGUAUCCUAUACCAGGCAUGCAGAAGAAGCCAGCAAUUUGCAAAUUUACUAGGGCUCUACAACGGGGGUGUUGAUUUGGUUCCCGUACAGAGGAUUGGAGAUAACAAUGCCUCUUUUUUGGUCCAGAGCAAUCAAAGUAACCCUUUGCCGGCCAAAACCAUCUUGACGGGUGGAAUGAACGUGGUACCGCAACUGGUUGCAGCGACUCAUCAAGGCAGCAAUGUCGAUGUCCCUAAUGGCGAUGAUGAUCCAAAGGAGAGAGAUGAUACGAGUACGACGUGCUUUUCACUUGUUUGCUACUGGUUUAGGUUUUGUUUCUGUAUGAGUGAUGAUGGGAAAGACGAGCCUCUCCCGACAAGACGCCAGAGGAUUCGCCAUCGCUAAAGCCGAAAGGAUACACUCUCUCGCCACCGAAGAUGUUACUGUCUCUUGUCUACGUUCUUGUUCGUCUGAUUCAGCUUUCAAGCAACAAGUUUUCGAGUUGGCAUCUUUUAAUCAUGUUCUUGUGUAAAAUGGCGUCUUAGAUCUGUUUCCUUUUGAUCGUCAUAUCGCUUUUCCACGCAGAAAUUCGUCUCUGGGUCAGUGAAUUAAUCGAUGCAUGUGUUCUUGGAAUGAUAUCAAAAAGCG
Tarenaya hassleriana is the source of this 1675-nucleotide messenger RNA. RefSeq lists its product as uncharacterized. NCBI's taxonomy places the organism in Eukaryota, Viridiplantae, Streptophyta, Magnoliopsida, Brassicales, Cleomaceae. The record is from RefSeq and is a predicted model, not a curated record. The transcript has 6 exons. Gene Ontology annotation, biological process: signal transduction. Bases 77 to 1432 code for a protein of 451 amino acids.